Messenger RNA from Pogoniulus pusillus (Red-fronted tinkerbird), 857 nucleotides. Its product is annotated as meiotic recombination protein REC8 homolog. The transcript is spliced from 9 exons. Lineage: Eukaryota; Metazoa; Chordata; Aves; Piciformes; Lybiidae. The coding region runs from base 51 to 857 and encodes 268 amino acids. Gene Ontology annotation, molecular function: protein binding; chromatin binding. Gene Ontology annotation, cellular component: meiotic cohesin complex. The record is from RefSeq and is a predicted model, not a curated record. Gene Ontology annotation, biological process: sister chromatid cohesion; replication-born double-strand break repair via sister chromatid exchange.
UUUGGCCACCUUUGCUCUGAGCUCUGCUGCUGCUGACCCCCACCUGAGCCAUGUUCUACUACCCUGAGGUGCUGCAGCGGCACCGCGGCUGCCUCGGCACCGUCUGGCUGGCAGCCACUUGCAGCUCGAGGCUCCUGCGCAGAGAGUACCUGGGGGUGGAUGUGCCCAGGGCAUGUGCUGCUGUGUCCUCGUUCCUGAUUGGCCGAGGGGGCUGGGAGGUUCCGCCCCCUCCCCCCGGGGCUCCUCCCCCUCGGUGCUCCCUGAGGCUUGCGGCACAGCUGGGACUGGGCCUGGCCAGGGUCUACUGGGACCAGUGCCGAUGCCUGCUGGAGGAGGUUCGGCAGGUGCUGGAGAGGCUGCACAGGGCCAGGCCCCCCCCAAGGAUCGACCUCAGCCCCCCCAGGAGGCCCCAGCUGCUCCCUGACGCCCAGGCCCAGCAGGAGAUGUUGGAGCAGGCCCCAGACCCCUUCUUUGGGCUGAUGGGGCUGGAGCUGCCCAGCCCCACAGUGCUGCUGGCUCAGAUCCCCUCCCCCCCCCGCCGGCGCCGUCCUGCCCCACAGCUGCCCCACAUCGAUCUCCAGACCCAGAUCCCUCAGGAGACCUUCAGGGCCCAGCUGGAGCUGCCCCACAUCGGCUGUGGGGAGCUGCUCCUCCUGCCCCCUCCCUCCAAGCGCCGCAGGACUCCUGCUGAGCUCUUUCGGACCCCAACCUGUGGCUGGCUGCCCCCUGAGCUCCUGGCCCUGUGGCUUCGCUGCACCAGGCCAGGCCCUCCCCGCCCCACAGCGCCCCCCCCAGAGCUGCCCAGCGAGGUGGAGCUCUUUCCCUCUGCCCCACACAUCUCUCUCUCUGCCUCAUAG